AUGUCGCCUCGCAACGACGCAACGACGCGAAGAGAGACGGAUCGUCUGUUGGCUGACCCGGAGAAUGAUGCGCCUAUGGUGCCUGAGGGGCGCCGUAGCUCGGCGAUGAUAGCCAAGAUGCGUCGUUUCCGUAUUGUGGAAGGCCUUCUUGUCCUGCUGCUCCUUGCACUGGCCGCGUUCGGCGUAUUCCGCACGAUGAAGAGCGACAACCGCCGUGUGAUGUCGCGCGUGUGUACGUCGCGUGACUGUGUGAUUACGGCUUUCGAGCUGCUGAGCUCCUUGAACGAGACCGCGGACCCCUGUGACGACUUUUACGAGUACUCUACGGGCGGCUGGCGCGCUACACACGAGAUCCCUGACGACACGGGCCUGUUCGGUAUCGGUCAGUUUGUCACGGAGAACAACAACAAGGUUCUAUUGCGCAUCCUUGAGUCGCCUGUGUCUGACGCUUCGCUCUCGCAGGCGGAUCGUCAGAGCCUGUCGAAGUUGCGUGACUACUACGAGACGUGCCAAAACACACGUCAACAGAACAAGGAGGGCGCCGAGCCGUUGCUGCACACGCUCCAGGACCUGUACCAUGUGUUGCACAAGGCGCCCAAAGGACAGUCGUUGACGGCAGGCCUCACUUGGAUGCACAAGAACGGCUUCCAUGUCUUGGUCCACACGGAAGUCACGGGCGAUCCUGGCAAGGCACCGACCACGGCGACGCCGAACCUAUCGCCUGGCCAGCUGGGCCUGCCGGAUGCCUCGUACUACGAGGACAAGGACACGCUGAAGCUGUACCGCCAGCUUAUGAUGGAGGCCAUGGACGCGCUGCGUGACGUGCAUACGUCGAGCGUGGAUCUUUCUUCGAAGGUGGUCGACGACGUGCUGGACUUUGAGAAGGCGCUUGCUGCGAUUCAGCCAGAUGCCGUGUGGAUUGCGGACCCCAUCAACGUGUACAACCCCAUGUCGGUGAAGGAUGUGCAGUCGCUUGUCUCGGCGAUUGAUUGGACGACAUACUUGGACGCCAUGAGCCCGGAUGUGCACCCGCACAAGGUGAUUGUCGCUAGUGAGAAGUACAUGCGCAAGCUGAACAAGCUCUUGUCGUCGACGCGGGACGAGACGCUGCAUGCGUACAUGUACUGGAGCGUAAUUCGUACGGCUGGUGUGUUCUUGGGCCCUGACGUGCCCCUGUCGCAGCCCGCUCGUCGUCUGGCGAACUACGUGACGGGUGUGGACUUGGACACGGAGGAGAACCGCGAGGCGGUGUGCUUGGAGUCGGUGACCAAGUCCCUUGGUUUCAUGGCAGGUCGUUUCUACGCGAAGGAGACGUUCGGGCCGGACAGCAAGUCGCAGAUUGAGGAUAUGAUUGAGGCCAUCCGCAAGUCGUUCUACCGCCGCCUGAAGAAGCUCGCGUGGCUCGAUGCGAAGACGCGCGAGAAUGCCAAGGCGAAGGCGGAGGCGCUCAAGAUCAAGGUCGGCUACCCCACGAAUCCGGACUCGACCAGUGCCACAGAGAUCCACGACUGGUACAAAGACCUGCGUGUGUCGGACUCGCACUAUGCCAACGAAAUGGCCGCACGUCAGUUCCAAGUGCGUCGUAUGUGGGAGCCGAUGGGCGGCGAGCUGAACUUGGGCCUGAUUGGCGAUAUGAUGACGGCGGAGGUCAAUGCCGAGUACAAUGCGGACCAGAACGAGAUUGUGUUCCCUGCUGGCCUGCUGCAGAAGCCGUACUUUGACCCGACGUGGCCCAUGUACUUGCAGUACGGUGCGCUCGGCACGACGGCCGGCCACGAGCUUUCGCAUGCCUUUGAUCCGUCUGGUCGUCUGUUCGACAGCCACGGCUACUUGCGCGAUUGGUGGACGAAGGAGACGUCGGCGAAGUUUGAAGAGCGUCAGCGAUGCUUGGAAGAGCAGUAUGGCAACUACACUUGGCCUGAUGGUGACGGUGGUGUGGUGUACGUGCAAAGCAAGAUGACGAUCGGCGAGGAUGUGGCGGAUGCCGGUGGUCUUGCGCAGAGCUACGGCGCAUGGAAGCACUUGCUGGAGAAGGGCGGCUCGGAGACGCUGCGUCGUAACAUGCUUCUGCCUGGUCUGUCCGAGUACACCCAUGAGCAACUCUUCUUCCUUGCGUACGGUGCUGCAUGGGCCCGCAACAUUCGUCAGGGCGAGGCGUUGAAGCGCAUCAAGACGGACCCACACUCGCCGACCAAGUACCGCGUGAAUGGUGCGCUUGUCAACUUCCCGCCGUUUGCCAAGGCCUUUGGAUGCAAGGCCGGCCGUGAUAACAUGGCGCUAAAGGCAGCAGACCGUUGUGAGAUUUGGUAG
Malassezia pachydermatis is the source of this 2310-nucleotide messenger RNA. RefSeq names its product endothelin-converting enzyme 1. Gene Ontology annotation, cellular component: plasma membrane. Gene Ontology annotation, biological process: protein processing. Lineage: Eukaryota; Fungi; Basidiomycota; Malasseziomycetes; Malasseziales; Malasseziaceae. The record is from RefSeq and is a predicted model, not a curated record. The coding region runs from base 1 to 2310 and encodes 769 amino acids. The transcript has a single exon. Gene Ontology annotation, molecular function: metalloendopeptidase activity.